AUGACAGAAGAAAAUGUAACCAGCUCCUGGAAUGGAUUUAUCUUUGUUGGUUUCCCAAAUAUCCUGGGAUCUCAAAGUGGACUGUUUGUGAUAUUUCUUAGUAUAUACAUCAUGACUCUUUUUGGUAAUUUGACCAUUAUCUUUAUGACUACUUUUGAAUUCCAACUUCAAACACCCAUGUAUUUUUUAUUGGGUCAGCUUUCCUUAUUGGACCUUUGCUACAUUACUGUGACAGUUCCCAAAAUGCUCUCAAAUUUUCUAAACGUAAAGAAAACUAUAUCCCUGGGAGGUUGUAUAACUCAGCUCUUGUUCUUUAUUUCCAUGGAAGGGACUGAAGCUUUUCUUUUAACUGCUAUGGCUUAUGAUCGCUAUGUAGCCAUAUGCUUUCCUCUACGCUAUACAUCGAUCAUGAAUAGAUGCUGGCUAUUAGUGGCUGUUGCAUGGGUAAUUGGAUUUUGUAACUCUUUAGUGCACACAACUCUAACCUUUAGCCUCCCAUUCUGCGGUUCCCAUAAACUCAACCAUUAUUUUUGUGACAUUCCGCCUCUACUACAAAUCUCAUGUAAGGAAACGCAGCUCAAUGAAUUAGUUCUUGUCAUUGUUGGAGGAAUAUGUAUAGGUUUUAGUUCUUUUAUUUGUAUUCUUGUUUCAUACACAUUAAUUAUUUUUACCAUCCUUAGAAUAACAUCUGCAAAUGGGAAACUGAAAGUCUUUUCCACCUGUGGACCCCACCUUAUUGUUGUUGCAUUGUUUUAUGGAACAGCUAUUUUUACAUACAUAAGACCUUCUUCAGCAUAUUCUUUACAAAGAGAUAGUUUUGUCUCUGUUAUGUAUAGUGUUGUCCCACCCAUGCUAAACCCUAUAGUAUACAGCUUAAGAAACAAAGAAAUCAAGAGAAUAGUUGGUAAACGACUAUGUGGAAGGGAGGAAAUACUAUGA
Molecule: messenger RNA, 939 nt
Organism: Pelobates fuscus (common spadefoot toad)
Lineage: Eukaryota; Metazoa; Chordata; Amphibia; Anura; Pelobatidae
Product: olfactory receptor 5V1-like
Exons: 1
Coding region: 1-939 (312 amino acids)
Biological process (GO): G protein-coupled receptor signaling pathway
Cellular component (GO): membrane
Molecular function (GO): odorant binding; G protein-coupled receptor activity; olfactory receptor activity
Source: RefSeq, a predicted model, not a curated record